AUGGAGCUCGGCGACAGCGUGUACGCCGCCGAGCGUAUCAUGAAGAAGAGAAUUAGAAAGAACAAGGUGGAGUACUACGUGAAAUGGAAAGGGUGGAAGCCGAAGCACAACACGUGGGAGCCGGAGGAGAACAUCCUCGACCCGCGCCUCAUCCAGAGCUUCGAGCGCGGCGAGGAGCAGCGGCGGCAGGGGCGCAAGCGCGAGCGCGACUACUCGCCGGCGGAGAGGGCGCGCAGCGGCUCCGAGGAGCGCCACCCGCCGCCCGGCAAGCGCAAGGCGGAGGUGCUCUCGCGCGAGUCCGGCAAGAUCGGCGUCACCAUCACCAUGAGCCCGCCGGCCAAGAGGCACGACUCGUCGAAGCUGAACGGCGGCCGGGGCCAGCACCCGCCGCCGCCGCCGGCAGCGCCCCCCGGCGGGGCGGCGGCGCCCGCUUCGCCCGCGGCGGAGGCGGCCGCGCCCCGCACCGGCCCCAGGCGCGCGCCCCACUCGCCCGAGGAGGCGGACGCGCACACGCCGCCCGAGCGCGAGCGGCGCACCACCGACACCCAGCCGACGGCCGCGGCGCCCGCCGAGCCCAAGGGUGCCCGCCCGCCGCCGCCGCCCGCCCCGCCCCAGCCCGCGCCGCACCACGACGUCGAGGACUCGUGGGGCGAGGCGCCCGCGGCCCAGGCGCCCCCGCCGCCGCCCGCCCCGCCCGCGCCACGCCGCGGUGCCGCCUACUGGAUGGCGCGCUCCCCGGUCGCCGACCAGAUCUUCAUCACCGACGUCACCGUCAACCUGCAGACGGUCACGAUACGCGAGUGCCGCACCGAGAAGGGCUUCUUCAGGUCUCGCGACGCCCGCCCCCUAGACGUCACG
Messenger RNA from Iphiclides podalirius (scarce swallowtail), 858 nucleotides. The record is from the annotation of a GenBank genome assembly. Lineage: Eukaryota; Metazoa; Arthropoda; Insecta; Lepidoptera; Papilionidae.